Messenger RNA from Dioszegia hungarica, 597 nucleotides. Its product is annotated as P-loop containing nucleoside triphosphate hydrolase protein. The record is from RefSeq and is a predicted model, not a curated record. Gene Ontology annotation, molecular function: GTP binding; GTPase activity. The transcript has 7 exons. Bases 1 to 597 code for a protein of 198 amino acids. Gene Ontology annotation, biological process: small GTPase-mediated signal transduction. NCBI's taxonomy places the organism in Eukaryota, Fungi, Basidiomycota, Tremellomycetes, Tremellales, Bulleribasidiaceae.
AUGUCCGGCGAAAUCAGAAGGAAACUCGUUAUUGUCGGCGAUGGUGCGUGCGGCAAGACCUGUCUUCUCAUAGUGUUCUCUAAGGGUCUCUUCCCUGAGGUCUAUGUCCCCACCGUUUUCGAAAACUACGUCGCCGACGUCGAGGUCGACGGCAAGAAGGUGGAACUAGCGCUUUGGGAUACCGCUGGUCAGGAGGACUACGAUCGUCUCCGUCCCCUUUCCUACCCCGACUCGCACGUCAUCCUGAUCUGCUUUGCCGUCGACUCGCCCGACUCGCUUGAUAACGUCCAAGAAAAGUGGAUCUCUGAGGUGCUUCACUUUUGCCAGGGUCUCCCCAUCAUUCUCGUCGGCUGCAAGAAGGAUCUGAGGGAGGACCCCAAGACCAAGCAGGACUUGGAGCGAAUGAACCAGCGACCGGUGCAGCGCGCGGAGGGUCUCGCAACCGCGCAAAAGAUCGGCGCGAACGGCUAUGUUGAGUGCAGUGCGAAGACUGGCGAGGGUGUCAGGGAGGUGUUCCAGACUGCGACGAGGCAUGCUCUCUCGAGCAAGAAGUCUGGCAGGUCCGGCAAGAGCAAGAAGGGGUGCAUCGUCCUCUAG